Molecule: messenger RNA, 1698 nt
Organism: Prunus armeniaca (apricot)
Lineage: Eukaryota; Viridiplantae; Streptophyta; Magnoliopsida; Rosales; Rosaceae
Source: the annotation of a GenBank genome assembly
AUGGAAUGGUGGACACAUUUGUGGCUGAAUGAGGGAUUUGCAACAUGGGUGAGCUAUUUAGCUACUGAUAACUUGUUCCCAGAGUGGCAAAUAUGGACUCAGUUUCUUGAUGAAUGUACUGGGGGUCUUAGGCUGGAUGCUCUUGAAGAAUCUCACCCCAUCGAGGUGGAGAUAAAUCAUGCUGAUGAGGUUGAUGAAAUAUUUGAUGACAUAAGUUAUACAAAAGGUGCUUUUCUUAUCCUGAUGCUACAAAGCUAUCUCGGCGCUGAAUGCUUUCAGAGGUCACUUGCUUCAUAUAUAAGAAAGCACGCAUCCUCAAAUGCAAAGACAGAAGAUUUAUGGGCUGCCCUUGAGGAGGGAUCUGGUGAACCUGUGAACAAGCUAAUGAAUUCAUGGACUCAGCAAAAAGGUUACCCAGUUGUUUCCGUCAAAAUCAAAGAUCAGAAAUUGGAGUUUGAUCAGACACAGUUCUUGUCAAGUGGUUCUCAAGGUGAUGGACAAUGGAUUGUGCCGAUAACAUUAUGUUGUGGCUCAUAUAAUGUACGCAAGAGUUUCCUACUACAAACGAAGUCUAGAACUCUUGACAUAAAGGAAUUUCUGGGUUGCUCAAUAGCAGAGACUGGAAGUAGAGGAAGCAAUGAAAACAAUGCAUUAUGCAGCUGGAUAAAAGUCAAUGUGGAUCAGACUGGUUUUUACAGGGUGAAAUAUGAUGAGGAACUUGCAGAUAAACUUAGAAAUGCUAUAGAGAACAAAUACUUGUCUGCAACUGACAGAUUUGGAGUUUUAGAUGAUUCAUUUGCCCUUUCUAUGGCUUGCCAGCAGUCUUUUGCAUCAUUGCUUACCUUGUUGGGUGCUUACAGAGAGGAACUUGACUUUACAGUGCUGUCAAAUUUGAUUACCAUAAGCUAUAAGCUGGCAAGAAUUGCAGCUGAUGCUGUACCCGAGCUACUGGAUCUCAUUAAUCAAUUCCUUAUUGGCCUUCUCCAGUACUCUGCACAGAAGCUUGGUUGGGACCCUAAACCCGGCGAGAGUCAUUUAGAUGCAAUGUUGAGAGGAGAAAUUUUAGCUGCCCUUGCUGUGUUUGGACAUGACCUGACAAUAAAUGAAGCAAGUAGGCGCUUUCAUGCCUUCUUAGAUGACAGAAAUACGGCACUCCUUCCUGCCGACAUAAGAAAGGCAGUGUAUGUGGCUGUAAUGCAAAGAGUAAGCACGUCUAACAGAUCAGGCUAUGAAUCUCUUCUUAGAGUUUACAGAGAGACUGAUCUAAGCCAGGAGAAAAAUCGCAUUUUAAGUUCAUUAGCAUUGUGUCCUGAUCCAAUCAUAACACUGGAAGUUCUCAACUUUUUAUUGACUUCUGAGGUCCGCAGUCAGGACGCUAUCAUGGGACUUUCUGUUAGUAGUAAAGGACGGGAAACAGCUUGGAUGUGGCUGAAGGAUAACUGGGAGCACAUCUCGAACACCUGGAGUUCCGGAUUUCUAAUUACCUGCUUUGUCGCAGCAAUUGUUUCUCCGUUUGCUUCAAUUGAGAAGGUGAAGGAAAUAGAUGAGUUCUUCAAAGCCCGUCCUAACCCUUCAAUAACUAGAACCUUGAAGCAGAGCAUCGAGAGGGUACACAUCAACGCCAAGUGGGUUCAGAGUGUUGAUAGUGAGAAAAAUCUUGCUGAUGUUGUGAAGGAGUUGGUGCACAGAAAAUACUGA